Messenger RNA from Necator americanus (New World hookworm), 573 nucleotides. RefSeq lists its product as uncharacterized. The record is from RefSeq and is a predicted model, not a curated record. NCBI's taxonomy places the organism in Eukaryota, Metazoa, Nematoda, Chromadorea, Rhabditida, Ancylostomatidae. The coding region runs from base 1 to 573 and encodes 190 amino acids. The transcript has 6 exons.
AUGUCGUUUUGGCCCGACUAUAGAUUAUUCUCCCACAAAAUGUCCACCGAUGAGCAUCUUCCUCCAUUCUUAAGAAAUGUCAGCGAAGAGGCUCGUAAAGAGUUCUACGAAAUUGCUCAUGAUAAAAAAACACCUCUCGUAGAACUCAGAAAACAUAUGGAAGAAUGGGCUAAGAAGCAGGGAGAUGCUGUUGUAGUCGAAAUGCAUAAUUUUGAAACAAGCAAAAGACAACAUCAGAUAGCGACACACAAGAAAGUAAACGUUGUAAUCGGUCAGCUUACACGUGCACAUAAUGAGGUGCACAAGAUUAUCACAAACGACUCAUUGUCCAAGGAAGAAAUGUUCGAGAAACUUCGAGCUAUCGAUAUCGAUCCAGCGACAGGCCCAUCACUAAGAAGUAUUAUACUGACUGUUGCACAUCUUCACGAUAAACAUCACCAGCAUCAUCAUCAUCACCAUUCGCACCACACUUCACACGAAUACGAAUACGAAGGCAUGGGACCACUUGCAACGAUUCUGGUACACGAUGAAUCACUGCAAAUUGGACCAGCAGAACAGCAAGAGACUGCAUGA